Messenger RNA from Macrosiphum euphorbiae (potato aphid), 564 nucleotides. The record is from the annotation of a GenBank genome assembly. Lineage: Eukaryota; Metazoa; Arthropoda; Insecta; Hemiptera; Aphididae.
AUGACUAUGACAACAGUUAUUACGGGGGAGAAAUCAAAACGUUCGAAUGUGAAUGGGUUUGAGGGCAAAAGAGAAAAAAGAAAAUCGUUGAUUAAGGUGACCGGACAUGAUGAUCGGCCUGUCGAGGCAGCCAAGGUAAAGAGCACGGGUCCCAAACACAUCAAUGGUAAAGCUGGUGACAAAGGCCGAUCUUCGUCAACCAUCUGCGGUACCAGGAGGUCAGUGGCGACAAUAACCCCGGUAGGUGAUCAGACGGCGGACCCUAACCUUAAAAUGACGCCGUUAGUGCCGUUCACGCCCCGGACCCGAACCCAACCACGACUGACAUCCACAGACAGCAAGACGUGCACGACCAAGAAGUGGAAGUGCGACGAGGAUAUAGAGGACGAACCGGCGACGGACCCGUCAAAUAGCAUCGGGACGGUAUGGCAAGACUUUACCUUGCCCACGCGACUGCCAAAGUACCAAACGCCAAUAGACCCAGUCACCAAGUUGUUUCUGAAAAUGACGUCCAAAGAUAGAUGGAGAAGAAGGCCGGCCGACAAAUGCACCAAACCUUACUAG